CUGCUUGGAAGAGAGGCGUAAUUGGUACUGCCCACCUCAUGUUGGACAAUACAAGUUAGUAUUGGCAAAUGAACAGGGGCAAGCGUUUCUUGUUGAAAUUCUGGCUACCACAGAGAGCAGGGAUACACAUUUUUUGCAACUGGUCCCAGCAGUGUAAACCAAAAAUGAACAGUCAGAAAGUUAAACUGAUCAUUGAUACAGAUCCAGGCUUUGAUGAUGCAAUGGCCAUAGGAGUGGCAAUGAGAUGGCCUAAUGUAGAGCUGCUAGCUUUAACAUGUGUUAAUGGCAAUGUUCCCUGUUGGCAAACCUCCUUGAAUGCUUUGAAAAUCAGGCAGUUGUUUGAAAGGAAGGAUGUUCCUGUUUUCAAAGGAGCAGAAUCUCCACUAUUCACUCAGUACAAACAUGAAGCAUCACAUUGGCAUGGGACUGACGGCCUGUUAGAUGUAACAGACUAUAUAAAAGUUGAUAAGAAUGAGCUAGAAGAGAAAGACGCUGUGAGUAGCAUAAUUGACAUAGCAACAAAGCAUAAAGGGGAAGUAACGUUGUUAGCGAUUGGACCACUUACAAAUCUUGCCCUAGCUGUUAAGAUAAGGCCAGAUUUGCCAAAGCUAUUGAAAGAAGUCGUUAUUCUUGGAGGUAACUACACUGGCCUAGGCAAUCAGACAAAAGCCGGGGAAUUUAAUUUUGUAGCUGAUCCCCUUGCUGCUCAUAUCGUUUUGGAGGAGUACACAUGCCCUAAGUAUAUUGUUCCAUGGGAAGCAGUGCUGGAUAAUCCUUAUUCAAGUAAUUUUGCCAGCAUCUAUUGUGGGAAAGACAAUGAUAGGUCAAGAUUUUUUAAGAAAAUUAUUGAUGCUCACUGCAGUAGGCACAAGGUUGACUUAACAGAUAGUGCUGAUACAUUGGCUAUUUGCGUUGCACUUGACAAGGAAGGUGUCAUUGCAGACCAGUUCGAUACUUUUGCAACAGUAGAGCCGUUUGGGGCAGAAACACAUGGCAUGAUGGUCGUGGAAAGAAGACACUUGGCACACAGAGGCCGCCAGAAAGGGGAGAGCAAUGUAGUUAUUGUAAGGAAGCUGAAUAUGAAGAGAGUUGAGGAAAUGCUGAUUCACUCUGUGUCUUAAUAUGAAUAGGUUCCUGGCUUAUUUCUAUAGCUGACAAUCAAAGACAUCUUGUUUUGUCCGUCUUGUCAAUCUUGUUUUGUCAAUCUUGUCAAUAUAUUUCCUUCGAUGCAUCAAAAUUUUGUACAUUAGAUGGUGACAAUAACAUCUGCUAUUGUAAAUGAAGCAAUGCAGAUAUCAUAAUAUAAAAAUGCGUAUAAUUUGAAAAAAGUCUUCUUUAUGUCAAUUACCAUCUGAUCAGUAAGUUUUCGAUAGAAAAUAGGUACUUAGUUUAAACCUAAGAUGUCAUGUUUUCAAUCAUUUUACGGUGUCUCUGAAUGCCUCUUAGAGAAUACCUGCGAAUGCCACAAAAUGUCCAGCGAAAUCUGUUUUCCUUCAAUACUUAUAGCAAGUUGAAAUUAAAUCGAAUCAACUUUGUCAAUAUAAAUGGAAUGAAAUGCUAAUUGAAUGAUAAAGUAAUAAAAAAACGAAUGUCAAUUUAUGUAAGGCAUUUGUAAUGAGUAGCUAGAGUAGCCUGAGCAUCAAGUUGCAGAAUGUGGAACCAAUUUAAAGUAAACAUAAUGUCGAAAGUUUAGCAUCAGAAAACAUUUGGUUUCUUUAAUUUUACCAAGGCUGUUAGUCACCGAGGAGCGGAGGAAAAAAAAGAAUUUCCCUCUGAAGUAGCAGAUUAUUCAAAGGUUCUUUUGGUCUGGGUCAACACAAUCUUGGCGACGUGAAAAGGAUUUUUGCAUCAUCAACAUCAUCUUCUUUAAAUAUAAUAACUACAGACGUGGCUUAUCAUACUACGAAAGUAGCAGUUUGUGUGCUAUCCAUCGUGCAGCUUGUCAAUUCUGCUGCUGUCACUGAGCCGACGCUUGCUGAGCCCAUUCCAGCAAAGACGAAGGUAACAGAAGGAUCGCAUGCACGAAAAAGUUCCUCGACUGAGUUCCAAGCCGAAGUCACCAGAGGCACCCCUGCACCACACAAAAAUAUAGCCAAAUAAUAUGGCGUCAACCAAUCUCUGAUCUCUAAAUAACCGAUAAACCAAAAAAAGAUAAUUGCUGCUGCUGCCGACAAACACAAAAAGCUCUUAUGUUUUUGAUCGGUUGAAAGCUGUUCUUGCUGAAGGGAGAAAAGUGAACUUCAACUUGCUAUGGGACAAGCCCAAAAUGAUUCAAGGAGAUUGACAGGUGAUGAAGCAGGCUUUUGAAAAUCACCAGGAGACCCGCGCCGUUUUUCUUUAUAUAUCAAAAGCAUUUGACAAAGUUUGCCAUUAAGGUCUUUUAUUCAAAACUCAGAUCAAAUGGGAUUGAUUGACACCUUUAUUCCCUGAUUGAACAUUUUCUCUUUAAUAGAUACCAAAGAGCAGUCUUAAACGGAAAAUUAUCUUCUUGGAAACAUGUGUCGGCUGGGGUUCCUCAGGGAUCUGUUCUGGGGCCUCUGUUCUUCCUAGUUUAUAUAAAUGACCUUGCUUAAGGUGUAACAUCUAAAGUUAAAUUCUUUGCCGAUGACACAUUUAUACAAAAUUAUCGACAAUUUUAUCGUGAUUUGGCAAUUAUACAAAAUUUGGCCUUUCAAUGGAAAAUGAUUUUCAAUCCCGAUGCCACUAAGCAAGCAAAAUGAAUUUUAUUCUCGACAAAAAGACAAAACCAACGGCAUCCCCCUCUUAUUUUCAAUAAACAUGAAAUAAUUGCUGACAACAAACACAAGCAUCUUGGUCUAUUUUUGGAUGAAAGACUAACCUUCACUGAGCAUGUACACGAAACAAUCAUACAAGCCAAUAGGGAAAUCGGAAUCAUUCGCUUCUUAUCAAGAUAUGUUCCGAGAAAUGUACUUGACUAAAUGUAUAAGCUAUAUGUUAGGCCACACCUUUACUACGUUGAUGUAAUUUACCAUGAUCAAAACAUAUCCUAUUCACGUAAAUUUGAAUCAACACAAUAUAAGGCGGCAUUGGUCGUUAGUGGGGCGUGGAAGGGCGCUGGCACGGACAGACUACUUGAGGAGCUCGGCUAGGAGUCGAGCCCGUAGCCAGCUGUCAAAAGACAUGGAUAGGCCAGCCAGCAUCUGGCCUGGAUAAAUAGAAAUCUACACUGCAGAUUUGUGCUCCUAGAGAUGGCAUGCAACCUAAAAUUUCCAUCAUCUUCCAGGAAAAAUGCAACUGAGGACGGCAAGACAAAAUAGCAGCGUGUCAUCCUGAUAUGGAUGUAUACUGGCCAGAUAAUGCUUGGGCUGACAUUGAGUACUCCGUCAAAUGGGUCAACUCCACACUCGAAGUGUCAGUGAUGGUUCUGGAAUGAUUUCUGUUUUUUUUGUAAACAAUUUGACUGCUCAACAAACAGAUCAAUUCAAGAACUCUGUUUCAGAUUUGAAAAGGGGUGAUGCGGUGCGGUUUGAAGAAUGUUACAGACUUGUGGCAAGUGGUCGAUGCGGGGAUUACGGGAACCUCAAGACCCCGUUUACACGAGAGUGGAUCCGAUCCGAAUCGGAUCAAAAAGAGUACGGAUAUGCCUUGCGUUUACACGGGAACUGGUGGAUCUGUAUACUUUUGGAUCCGCUAUCCGAACACUUUUGGGAUCGCUGAAAACCUUGUACAGUAAUGGCUGGUUCAUAGAGAAGAUAGAAAACUAUAGAAGUUUGUUCGGGCAACGGAACCUUUAGUCCUUUGUUUCGAAACACUACCGUCUUAAACAAAUAAUUGUUGCAGGGUCAUGGCAGAUGCGCGUUAAUAACUCUUGAAUUUCCCGCUAGUCUUCAAGUGAUAAUGUGCAAUGACAUUGAAACGAGGGCUAGUGCAUAGUCGGAAGACAGGCAUGAUUCAUCUCCCAAACAAAAAUAGCAUAGACAAAUACAGAGUUGGGUUUUCCGAUUCAUCCGAAAAAUACAUAGGUGUGGAAGAAAUAGAUGGUGUCAAAAUAGUGUUAACUUGACUUGAUAACGAGUGCAUGCUCGAAACUUCGUGUUUUUUGCUAUCAAACUAAUUUAUUUCAUUAUGGUACUCAAUCUAUUCCGCAACUGUAUUAUCGCUUUUUUGGGCGAAGUACUGCAUGCAACAUUCAUAAUUAAUCGAAUUAAUGUUGCUUGGCAAAAACGGACUAAAAUGUGUAGAUCUGUUUUAUUUGUUAAACAUUUGUUGUUGUUUAAAGUUUCAUGGUUAAGAAAAAAGGUUAAUUUGAUUUCACAUUGUCAGAAUAAACCAGAGUUCAACUUAGUUCUAGAAUGACACUUAUAUUUUUUUGUGAAAUAACGUAUUUUUUAGAUUGAUCGAUUAUAAGUAUUAAGUAAGGUUUCAAGUAUUAAGUAAGGCUCAGAAAAUUCGUCAAAAUGUUCCAAAUUUUUUUUUUCGUAGAACGAGAAUUUAACUUAGUUCUGGAAUUAAAAUGGUAUUUUUCAAAAUAAUGCACCAGGUUUAGAAAACUGGUCAAUUUUUUCAAAUUGUUUUACAUUCUUCUUUAAUUGGCAUUGUCGGAAUAUACCAGGGCUUGUUUUGGAUUUAAGAUUAAAGUUGUAUUUUUGAGAAAUAACGACAUUUUAGAUGGGUAAAUUUUAAAUUUCUUAGCAAGGUCAAAGGCUAAGAAAAUUUGUCAAGAAGUUCCAAAGUUUUUUUCCGUAUAAAAUGCUAAUUUGCCAUUACAUGAUCUGAAAAAAUGAGAAGUUAAUUUUGUUCUGGAAUUAAAGUGGUACUUUUGAAAAUGUUAAGAUUGUUUUCUAUACGUCAAUAUUUGAUUAAAGAGUAAGACAGUAAGCUUCAAAAACUGGUAAAUGUUUUUUGAAAUUUUGCUUUCCUAAAACAGAUUUAUUUUUGACUUUAACUUAUCAGAAUAAACCAGCGCUUGAUUCGGUUUCAAGAUAAAGAUUGUAUUUUUCGAAAAAAUAACGACCUUUUAGCUGGAUCAAUUAUAUAUUUCAAU
Molecule: messenger RNA, 5005 nt
Organism: Rhopilema esculentum
Lineage: Eukaryota; Metazoa; Cnidaria; Scyphozoa; Rhizostomeae; Rhizostomatidae
Molecular function (GO): hydrolase activity, hydrolyzing N-glycosyl compounds
Source: RefSeq, a predicted model, not a curated record